This is a messenger RNA of Lotus japonicus, 1533 nucleotides long. RefSeq lists its product as uncharacterized. The coding region runs from base 75 to 1292 and encodes 405 amino acids. Lineage: Eukaryota; Viridiplantae; Streptophyta; Magnoliopsida; Fabales; Fabaceae. The record is from RefSeq and is a predicted model, not a curated record. The transcript has a single exon.
AAACAUGUCAUUCUAGAAUCUAGACAGAGACAGAGAGAGAGGGAGAGAGUCAAAACUUCCACUCAUCACCAUCUAUGGGCUGCGUCUCCUCUAAACUCAUCAGGAAAGACAUCAAGCAAGAGCAUGUCAUCAUCGACAAUUGCGGUGGCGGCGGCCGUUACUUAAGCCAUGUGGUUUCUCUAACUUCCUCUACCUAUGGAGCACUCAAGUUGGACAAGGACAAUGACCAACCAGUCAUUGCUGCAAAGCCACGCGAAGAACCAGAAGCUAUCACCACCAUCAACGCUUGGGAACUCAUGGAGGGUCUUGAAGAUGGAGUGCCCAUUUCAAAUCAGCCUAAGAAAAGUCCAAAGUCUUCUUCACCUUUUCUUCGUGGGUUCAUGAACUCAGACACCAGGAGCCCCUUGAAGUUCUUGAAUCAACUGGGGUCCCCCAAGACCGUGAAGAAGUCCACUGGGAAGGAGAACAAGGUUCAAGUCAAUGGAGUCAGAACUGGUGGUGUGAGACGCUUGGAUUAUAGUAAUAGUCCCAAGGGAAUUCUCAAACCAAGCAAUUUGUCACCCAAUGCAAGUAAGAAUUCGGGUAUUCCAGCGAAAGGGUCUCCGAUUUGUGCCAGAAGAAAGAGUUUUGGUGGGAAUGAGAAAGACACUCUGCAAUGUUCCUCGCGGAGGAAGAGUCAGAGUCCUCUGUUUGAUCCAGAGCUUGUUGCAUCAUAUGAAAAGGAACUCUCUGAAGAGGAAGAACAGGUCAAGAGAAUGGUUUGGGCUACUCCAAAAACCAGAAGAGCAAGGAAAUCGCUGGAUUCACUGUCCUUAAUUCAGAUGUUUGAGAAAAAAUGUCCACCGGGAGGGGAAAAUUCUGUGGUGAUUUACACUACAACUUUGCGAGGAAUCAGGAAGACUUUCGAGGAUUGCAACAAAGUGAGGGCAAUCAUUGAAUCUUACUGUGUGCAAAUGCGUGAGCGUGAUGUGUCAAUGGAUUCAGGGUUUAAGGAGGAGUUGAGGAAGCUGAUGGGGGCGGAGCAAGUGAAAGUUCCGGUUGUUUUUGUGAAGGGAAGGUUGGUUGGAGGAGUUGAUGAAGUUGUGAAGUUGGAAGAUGAAGAGAAAUUGGGGGUUCUGUUGGAGGGGAUUCCAAAGGCAGUGGGUGGGUGUGAAGGUUGUGGUGGUGUGAGGUUUGUGAUGUGUGUGGAAUGUAAUGGAAGUUGCAAGGUUUUGGAUGAGGAUAAGAAGAAGACAGUCAAGUGUGGGAAGUGUAAUGAGAAUGGAAUCAUGCAAUGUCCUAUCUGUUGUUGAGGUUUGUGUGUGUUGGUUUGGAUUUGAUUUUGGGGUGGUUUCUGUUCUUAAUUUGUAGGACGAGACAGAAAAAGCAUGGUGUUUGAUGUUUAUUUCUAGCUAGGGGUAGGGUUCUAAAGCUUGUUUUAGUUCCCUUUAUGUUGUUGAUUCUUUUACUCUCUUGCAUUUGGGACACUAGUUGUUGUUCCUCCACUAAUCUAAUUUAAUUUUACACGCAUGGAUUGGAUUCUUUUACUCUCUU